UAUAGUUUUUAUUCUGUGAUAACUGUCAAAAGUUGUGAAAUUGAAAACAGCGAUCGCGAAUCGAAAAAUAUUUUGGAAUAUCGUGUAAAAUAAGUUUAAACAAGCGGUGAAGCGGAGUCUUAUUGCUAUUUUGUAGUCUGCCAUUAAAUUGUAACUUGAAAUAUGGCUAAGUUAGAACUAACACAGAGUCUUACGGGUCAUAAAGGCAUUGUGUGGAAUGUAUCAUGGCACCCUCUGGGAAAUAUAUUUGCCUCUUGUGGGGAAGAUAAAACUAUUAAACUAUGGCACAAAGAGGGUGAGGAGUGGAAGGUGAAGGCUGUGUUAGUGGAUGGUCACCAGCGCACCAUCAGGGAGGUUGCAUGGUCUCCUUGUGGAAACUUACUGGCCUCUGCUAGCUUUGAUGCUACCACAGCCAUCUGGGACAAAAAAAGUGGUCAGUUUGAAUGCAAUGCUACAUUAGAAGGACAUGAGAAUGAAGUGAAAAGUGUAGCAUGGUCGCCUUCUGGUCACCUCCUGGCUACCUGUGGCCGUGACAAGUCAGUGUGGGUGUGGGAGGUCGCUGGAGAUGAUGAAUAUGAAUGUGCAGCCGUACUCAAUGCUCAUAAUCAAGAUGUCAAGAAAGUAGCCUGGCAUCCAUCAUUGGACAUUUUAGCCUCAGCUUCCUAUGACAACAAUGUCAAAAUGUACAAAGAGGACCCAAAUGACAAUGACUGGACUUGCAUUGCCACUCUGCAGUCCCACGAGUCCACUGUGUGGAGCCUGGCCUUCGACAAGACCGGGGAGAGGCUCGCCACAUGCAGUGACGACAACACUGUUAAAAUAUGGAAGGAAUACAAACCUGACAACCAAGAAGGAGUAGCAAUGGCUGAUAGGGAUGCUGUGUGGAAAUGUGUCUGUACAUUGUCUGGGUAUCACACUAGAUGCAUCUAUGACAUAGCCUGGUGUCACAAGACUGGUCUAAUUGCCACUGCAUGCGGUGAUGAUAUCAUCAGAAUAUUUAAAGAGACUGUGGACUCUGACCCUAACGCACCAACAUUUGAUCUGGUGAGCACCAAGCUGGAUGCCCACGCUCAGGAUGUGAACUGUGUGAAGUGGAACCCAACUGGGAACAAAGAGUUACUCUCCUGCAGCGAUGAUGGCUCCAUUAAGGUUUGGAAGUUGGAGGAGUAAAAGUAUAAUGAACCAUUUUACCACACAACUGUGUAUACAAUCAUAAUGUAUAAUAU
Molecule: messenger RNA, 1226 nt
Organism: Plutella xylostella (diamondback moth)
Lineage: Eukaryota; Metazoa; Arthropoda; Insecta; Lepidoptera; Plutellidae
Gene: Ciao1
Product: cytosolic iron-sulfur assembly component 1
Biological process (GO): iron-sulfur cluster assembly
Cellular component (GO): cytosolic [4Fe-4S] assembly targeting complex; cytoplasm; mitochondrion
Molecular function (GO): protein binding
Source: RefSeq, a predicted model, not a curated record